Molecule: messenger RNA, 1450 nt
Organism: Lycium barbarum (goji berry)
Lineage: Eukaryota; Viridiplantae; Streptophyta; Magnoliopsida; Solanales; Solanaceae
Exons: 3
Coding region: 798-1439 (213 amino acids)
Source: RefSeq, a predicted model, not a curated record
AUCAAACGCAUGGGCAAGAGCAAGGAAUCAUAGUCGGGAAUUUAGCAAUUGGUUUGAAGAGAAAGUUAAAAAUGCUGAAGUACCUGAUUAUCUAAUAUGGCUGUCUAGAAUGCCUAAUGUGGUGGGCAAGAGAUACACUGCAUAUUUCAUUAAUGGAUACCGAUUUCAUACAAAAAGUCGGGACGCCCCACGAAAGACUCAAAAUAGUGGAGGGACUCUAGCAGCAACAACAGAUAGUUUUGCUAGUUCUAGGGACCAAAAUCCCAUAGAUGGCGAGGUUAUUUAUUAUGGAGUGAUUCAAGAUAUCAUUGAGAUUGAUUAUUAUGGCCAUUUUAGUGUUGUACUGUUUAGAUGUGAUUGGUUUCAUAAUGAAGUAGAUGAAUAUGGGUUAACUCGGGUAUACUUCAAUAAGUUAUGCAGUAAAGAUGAUCCUUUUGUGUUGGCAUCACAAGUUCAUCAAGUUUUUUAUGUGGCGGAUCCAGUUGAGAAAGAUGUUUAUUAUGCAAGGAAUAAAGUCCCUGUUGAUUUGUAUGAUCUAGAGAAAGAGGAUUGUCCUAAUAUAGGAGACACAUUUUGGAGGGAGCCUAAUGAUGACAUUGGUCCAUCAACUAGAUUAGAUGACGGUGACAUUAGAUGGUCAAGAGAAGAUGUGCCCGCUGAUGUCGUUGAUAUUCCAUCUAAUGCACAACAUUCAGAAGAUACAAUUAUGGAAACAUCGGAAGAGGAGGAUGAGUUCGAUGAUACUGAUUGGGAUUGGAUGGAGGAAAAUGAUUAUACAAUAAAAGACUUGAGUAAUCAUGAAUCAAGACGGGAGUUCAAGAAAAAGCAAGAGAGUUAAGAACUCAAACUUCAUUCCACCUGGAUCAGUUGCAUCUUUGCUAAGCCAAAGGGUUUUGAAUCACAGGCACAAGCCAAACUCAAAAUACAUUUCAGAUGUUCAUGUUACAAAGUCAAAUGAAAAGCAUUACAAGCACAAGCAGAACUCAAACUACAUUCCAGCUGGAUCUGAAGUGGAACAAGUGCAGCAAGUGUGUCCCGAUUCUAUCUAUCCUGCAGCACAAACAAUACAUGAGCAAGUCUUGUUGGAUUCCACCACUGCUGAAUCAGGAGAAGCACAAGAACAAGUGCGACAAACCUCACAACUUUCCAGUAUUCCUGCAUUACAAGCAGUUAAUGAACAAAUCCAACAAGAUCCACAAGAUUCUACUAAUCUUGAAGCAAAUGACCAAUCUGGGGAAGGAGGCCCUUCCACUCAGAAAAGAAAAAGAGGUGGAACACAAAUGCAAAGUGUACAUGGACGGAGUGAGCGCAAAUUGAUCGUGCUAAAUGAGUUGCACCAACCCAUUGGUCCUACUGAAGCAAUUGUUAAAGAGUUGGGUAGCUUCCUCGGCACAUUAGCAAGGAAUGGGACCUUUUGUCCUCUUAAUGUGCUUAAAUGAAAGAAAUUGAA